UCCUUUCUAACGGUGGAGAGCCCAUAGCAAGCGACAAAGAACUCUUCAAAGGAAGAAACCUUCUAUUUUUGAAGAAGAAAUUUCAAAAUACUCAAAUUGAUCAGCAGAAGCAGAUUCAACGGAAGCUCCAAGUCCAAUGCCCUCCUGUUCCUUUCUCCUCUUCACCUCCAUCUGUGCUUAGCGUUCCUUGCAUUUAUUUCUGAAUCACGAGCGGUGCGCACAUUGAAGCCCUCGCAGGCUUCUCCAUCUGCGCCUAGCCCCGGCACGUAGCCCGAUGAUCCAUAGAGGACGAAUCGCCGGCGGUUUGGGAAUGCGAAGUUAAGGGUCCUGGAUGCUACUACUUUAGUCGCAUCGUGGUCGUCUGAAGUGCAGCAGCGAUUGAACCAUCGGCGAUCGGGUCCGAUCAUGGCGGUGGUUGAGAAUACGGACGGCUCAGAUCUUUCUUCGAGCCGCGAAGUCGACGCCGUUGGGGCGAAAGAGGAGGAGAUUGACUAUUUGGGAGAGGCGCGGAUCACUGUUCCUUUGAUGCGGCCACACCAUGACUCGUCCUUCACGGACUUCCAACGUAAGGUCUUCAAGCCGCCGAUGGCUCAACAGCGGCCUGGGAAGGCGGCCGCGCCGACGCCUCAGCUGCCCAAUGGCGUUAGCAGAGGAAACGAUGAGGAUGGGUUCAAACAGGACAUGAGGGAUCUGGAGGAGCUGCUAUCUAAGCUGAACCCCAUGGCUGCGGAGUUUGUGCCACCAUCGCACAUCAACCAUGCAUCCAAGGGAUUUGGGGACGGUGGCAGCUUCUUCUCUAACAACGGCGGGUUACAUGAUUUAUAUCCGAACAGCGGUUAUCCAAACGGCGGCUAUCCCAAUGCUGUCAAUACAAAUGGUGGUAGGCGGGGGAAGAAUGGUUACAGUCAAGGGAAAAGACGGAUGAACAACCGAACUAGUAUGGCUCAACGAGAAGAUACAAUUAGAAGGACUGUCUAUGUUUCUGACAUUGAUCACCAGGUAACUGAAGAAGAGCUUGCAGCACUUUUUGUGAGCUGUGGACAGGUUGUUGAUUGUCGUGUAUGUGGUGACCCAAACUCAGUUCUUCGUUUUGCUUUCGUUGAGUUCACCGAUGAGGAGGGUGCAAGGGCCUCCUUAAGUCUUUCUGGAACAAUGCUUGGGUUUUACCCAGUGAGAGUUCUUCCUUCCAAAACUGCAAUUGCACCUGUAGAUCCAAAAUACUUGCCAAGGUCUGAAGAUGAGCGUGAAAUGUGCACAAGAACCAUUUAUUGUACAAAUAUUGAUAGCAAGAUCACCCAAGCUGAGGUCAAACUUUUCUUUGAAACAGUUUGUGGACCGGUCUAUCGCUUGAGGCUUCUUGGAGAUUACCAUAAUGCCACUCGAAUUGCUUUUGUUGAAUUUGCAAGGGCUGAAAGUGCAAUUGCUGCUCUCAAUUGUAGUGGAGCAGUAUUGGGGUCCUUCCAGUUAAGGGUGAGCCCUUCGAAGACUCCGGUGCGGCCUCGAGCAACUCGGUCACCCAUGUCUUGAAUCUAGGUCCGUAUGAUUAGAUAGUUCUUAAAACUAAUGCAUAUAUAUAUCAUGGAGGAAAUGCAUACUUCAGUUGUUCUCUUAAGUUUUACUUUUUUUUUUUUCUUCUGAUGAGUACUUAGGUUAGAUUUCUCUUUUACUGGCAUCUUGAGGAACAUCUAGGCUGAGAAGUUUGCCCCUGCAGACGAUUAAAAUUGUAUGGUUCAAUAUCUAUUAGUGAAGCAUUUGGAGGUUUCAGCGAUU
This is a messenger RNA of Dendrobium catenatum, 1770 nucleotides long. RefSeq names its product polyadenylate-binding protein-interacting protein 11-like. The transcript has 10 exons. Gene Ontology annotation, molecular function: RNA binding. Bases 406 to 1527 code for a protein of 373 amino acids. The record is from RefSeq and is a predicted model, not a curated record. Lineage: Eukaryota; Viridiplantae; Streptophyta; Magnoliopsida; Asparagales; Orchidaceae.